This is a messenger RNA of Fraxinus pennsylvanica, 1338 nucleotides long. The record is from the annotation of a GenBank genome assembly. Lineage: Eukaryota; Viridiplantae; Streptophyta; Magnoliopsida; Lamiales; Oleaceae.
AUGACGAUACCAAGAACUUAUGCUUGCAUGAAGAAACUCACAUCAUCAUCUUCAGCAGAAAAUUUGGCUAAGAAAGCAAAAUCUGCUUUUGGAUCGAGUUUUAGGAGAUUGGUUUCGGUUAAAUUUGGGAAUGAAGAAGAGAAACAAUUCGGGAAAUUGAACAAAGGCAAGAAAUUCGUGGCGUUAUGGGGAAACGGUGAUUAUGGGAGGCUGGGAUUGGGGAAUUUACAGUCUCAGUGGAGGCCUAUGCCUCUUUUUUCCUCUGCUUUUGAUAAUCAGAGUGUUAAGGAGAUAGCUUGUGGUGGUGCUCACACUCUUUUCCUCACUGAAAAUGGAAAUGUGUAUGCCACUGGUCUCAAUGAUUUUGGACAGCUAGGAAUAUCAGAUUAUAAAAGUUAUACAACUGAUCCUCUAAGAGUUUCAGGAGUUCCUAAAGAAGUCAUGAAGAUUUCAGCUGGCUACCAUCAUUCUGCUGCAAUCACAGUGGAUGGGGAGCUCUAUAUGUGGGGGAAAAACGCCAAUGGACAACUAGGCCUUGGAAAAAAAGCGGAACAGGUCGUUCCUUUACCCAGUAAAGUUGAAUGCUUGGAUGGAGUCACAAUUUCAACGGCAUCCCUGGGAUUUGAACACUCAAUUGCUGUUACAGAUGGAGGUGAACCCUUGAGUUGGGGAGGAGGAGAAUUGGGAAGACUUGGUCAUGGACAUGAAUCAAGCAUUUUGGGAUUUCUGAAAAGUAGCAGUGAAUAUACACCACGGCUUAUCAAAGAACUUGAGGGAGUCAAGGUCAAAAGUAUUUCUGCUGGGAUGCUGCAUUCUGCCUGCAUUUCUGAGAAUGGUGCUGUAUAUUUUUUUGGAGAAAGAGCAUUGGAGAAAAUGUUUUUUGGCAAGGCAAACAAUGCUACUACACCAUCCAUGAUCAGCUCAUUACCAUUUUCAAAAGAGGUUGCAUGCGGUGGUUAUCACACCUGUGUUAUUACAAAUGGUGGAGAACUGUACACAUGGGGCUCCAAUGAGAAUGGCUGUCUUGGCAUUGGCUAUUCAGGUGUUGCUCAUUCACCUGAAAGAGUCGAAGGUCCAUUUUUGGGGGAACCUGUUAGCAAGGUGGCCUGUGGUUGGAAGCAUACAGCAGCAGUUUCUGGGGGCAAUAUAUACACUUGGGGCUGGGGUGGUUCACAUGGAACAUUUUCAGAAGAUGGACACUCUCCAGGCGGACAAUUGGGUCAGGGUGAUGAUGUUGACUACAUGGAACCUACUUUGCUCGACUUCAACAAGAACGUAAAAGCGUUGCAAGUAUCUUGCGGAUUUAAUCACACGGGUGGCCUUUUCGAAUAUAUCUGA